CCGGCGCUGAGGCUUCCGGCCGGCUUGGCUGGUGACGCCCGGGGUGGCCGGGCCCCGCCGCAGCGGGUGGGGGGACUCGCCCGCCGGGUGGGCUCCUGGGCGGAGUCCAGCGGGGCGCGGGGGGCGGGGCGGGUGCCCGCGGGGGCGCCGGGCCGGGAAGUCCGGGGAGUUGCGCGGCGGCUGCGGGUGGUGGUGGGGCGGGGGGCGCGCUCGGGGCUGCGGGGGCGCUGCCCGGGCCCCGGAGCGGGUGGGCUUGCGGGACAGGGGGCCCGAGUGCCCGGGCCGGGCGCGGCCUGUGGCCCCGGCGAGGUGACAGACAGCGCCAGCGCCGGGCGGGCGAGGGGCUCGGUGGGCGCCGCGCAGACCCCCCCCUACACACACACACCCCGACUCGGCGUGCUCGGAGCGAGGGGGCGCGGGGGUGCGGGCGGGGAUCAUGUCCGGCACGCACAGCCCCGAGGCGGUGAAGAAGCUGCUGGAGAACAUGCAGGGCGACCUGCGGGCGCUGUCCCUGGAGUGCAAGAAGAAAUUCCCACCUGUCAAGGAGGCUGCUGAAUCAGGAAUAAUAAAAGUUAAAACAAUAGCUGCACGAAACGCUGAAAUUUUGGCAGCGUUGAAAGAAAACAGCUCCGAGGUUGUUCAGCCUUUUUUAAUGGGUUGUGGAACCAAGGAACCGAAGAUCACCCAGCUGUGUUUGGCCGCCAUCCAGAGACUCAUGUCACACGAAGUUGUGUCAGAGACUGCAGCAGGAAAUAUAAUUAACAUGCUUUGGCAACUGAUGGAAAAUAGUCUUGAAGAACUUAAGCUGCUUCAGACAGUUCUUGUUCUCUUAACAACCAACACAGUCGUUCACGAUGAGGCACUGUCUAAGGCAAUUGUUCUUUGCUUUCGACUACACUUCACGAAAGAUAAUAUCACAAAUAAUACAGCUGCUGCAACGGUGCGACAGGUUGUUACUGUUGUUUUUGAGAGGAUGGUUGCUGAAGAUGAGCGGCACAAAGAUAUUAUAGAACAGCCAGUACUGAUCCAAGGAAAUAGUAACAGAAGAUCUGUCAGUACUCUAAAGCCUUGUGCUAAAGAUGCAUAUAUGCUUUUCCAGGACCUUUGCCAAUUGGUUAAUGCUGAUGCCCCUUACUGGCUCGUAGGUAUGACAGAGAUGACUCGGACAUUCGGCCUCGAAUUACUUGAGUCAGUCUUGAAUGACUUUCCACAAGUUUUUUUACAACACCAAGAAUUUAGUUUCCUCCUCAAAGAAAGGGUAUGUCCUCUUGUGAUAAAGCUGUUUUCUCCAAAUAUAAAGUUCAGACAAGGUUCCAGCACUUCGUCUUCUCCUGCACCAGUGGAAAAACCAUAUUUUCCUAUCUGCAUGCGUUUACUGAGAGUCGUAUCUGUUCUGAUUAAGCAAUUUUACAGUCUGCUGGUAACUGAAUGUGAAAUUUUUCUUUCCCUUUUGGUGAAAUUUCUGGAUGCCGAUAAACCGCAGUGGCUGCGAGCUGUUGCGGUAGAAUCGAUACACAGACUCUGUGUGCAGCCUCAGCUCCUAAGGUCUUUCUGUCAGUCCUAUGACAUGAAGCAGCACUCCACUAAGGUUUUCCGUGAUAUUGUGAAUGCGUUGGGAUCUUUCAUCCAGUCACUGUUUCUUGUCCCUCCGACUGGAAAUCCUGUUGCAGCAAACCAGGCUGGGAACAAUAACUCAGGUGGUCCUGUCUCAGCACCAGUGAACUCAGGAAUGUUGGGGAUUGGUGGAGGUGUUACACUGUUACCAGCCUUUGAAUAUAGAGGAACUUGGAUACCUAUUCUCGCUGUAACUGUGCAAGGCAGUGCCAAAGCCACCUACCUGGAGAUGUUGGAUAAAGUUGAGCCCCCGUCUAUACCAGAAGGUUAUGCCAUGUCGGUGGCAUUUCAUUGUUUGCUCGACCUUGUGCGUGGAAUCACUACUAUGAUUGAAGGAGAGUUAGGAGAAGUUGAAACAGAAUGUCCGAACACAACUGAGGAAGUGUCUUCACCAACCCAGUCAUCAGAACAGCAAGAAUCACAAUCAACAUCAGACCAAAUGGAUAAGGAACUAGUCAGCAGAGCGGUCUGGGAGGAAAUGGUGAACGCCUGCUGGUGCGGCCUGCUUGCUGCCCUCUCACUGCUUCUUGAUGCCAGCACAGAUGAAGCUGCCACGGAGAAUAUUUUGAAGGCGGAGCUCACGAUGGCUGCUCUCUGUGGGAGACUGGGCCUGGUGACCUCGAGAGACGCCUUCAUCACCGCCAUCUGCAAAGGGUCGCUGCCGCCCCACUACGCUCUGACUGUGCUCAACACCACCACUGCAGCCACGCUUUCUAAUAAAUCAUAUUCCAUUCAGGGCCAGAGUGUUAUGAUGAUAAGUCCAUCAAGUGAAUCUCACCAACAAGUUGUGGCAGUGGGUCAACCUUUAGCAGUGCAGCCUCAAGGGACAGUAAUGCUGACUUCCAAAAAUAUCCAGUGUAUGAGGACUUUACUAAACUUGGCACACUGCCACGGAGCUGUUCUUGGAACGUCAUGGCAACUUGUUUUGGCAACCCUUCAGCAUCUUGUAUGGAUUUUGGGAUUAAAGCCUAGCAGUGGUGGUGCCUUGAAGCCUGGAAGAGCAGUAGAAGGACCCAGCACAGUUCUAACAACAGCAGUGAUGACCGAUUUACCAGUGAUUUCUAAUAUACUUUCAAGAUUAUUUGAAAGCUCACAGUAUCUUGAUGAUGUAUCAUUGCAUCAUUUAAUAAAUGCACUUUGCUCCUUAUCCCUAGAAGCAAUGGAUAUGGCUUAUGGAAAUAAUAAGGAACCAUCACUUUUUGCUGUUGCCAAAUUGUUAGAAACUGGACUAGUUAAUAUGCAUCGUAUAGAGAUUCUGUGGAGACCUCUAACUGGCCAUCUACUUGAGGUCUGCCAGCACCCGAAUUCCCGAAUGAGAGAAUGGGGCGCAGAAGCUUUAACGUCACUGAUUAAAGCAGGAUUAACGUUUAGUCAUGAUCCUCCGCUUUCACAAAACCAGAGGCUGCAGCUGCUCUUGCUGAACCCCCUGAAGGAGAUGUCCAGUGUCAACCAUCCAGAUAUUCGACUCAAACAGUUGGAAUGUGUGCUUCAGAUUUUGCAAAGUCAGGGAGAUAGUCUUGGGCCCGGGUGGCCAUUAGUGCUUGGAGUCAUGGGAGCAAUCAGAAAUGAUCAAGGAGAAUCCUUGAUACGAACUGCAUUUCAGUGUCUUCAGUUGGUUGUGACAGAUUUUCUACCCACCAUGCCUUGCACUUGCCUACAGAUAGUUGUUGAUGUAGCAGGUAGCUUUGGGCUUCAUAACCAAGAACUUAAUAUUAGUUUAACUUCUAUUGGUUUAUUGUGGAAUAUUUCAGAUUAUUUUUUCCAAAGAGGGGAAACUAUUGAAAAGGAAUUGAAUAAAGAAGAGGCAGCACAGCAGAAGCAGGCAGAAGAGAAAGGAGUGGUUUUGAAUCGACCGUUCCAUCCUGCACCACCAUUUGAUUGCUUGUGGUUAUGUCUGUAUGCGAAGUUGGGGGAGCUGUGCGUGGACCCUCGCCCUGCCGUCAGGAAGAGUGCGGGGCAGACUCUGUUUUCCACCAUUGGUGCCCAUGGGACCUUAUUACAACACUCAACAUGGCACACUGUUAUUUGGAAGGUUCUCUUUCAUCUGUUGGAUCGAGUUCGAGAAUCUUCUACUACUGCGGAUAAAGAGAAGAUUGAGUCUGGAGGAGGCAACAUUCUCAUCCACCACUCAAGGGACACAGCGGAGAAGCAGUGGGCCGAGACGUGGGUUUUAACCUUGGCUGGCGUAGCGAGAAUCUUCAAUACGAGACGAUACUUACUGCAGCCUCUAGGUGAUUUUUCAAGAGCAUGGGACGUUCUUCUUGACCAUAUACAAUCAGCAGCCCUCAGCAAAAACAAUGAAGUGUCUCUGGCCGCACUGAAAAGCUUCCAGGAAAUUUUGCAAAUUGUGUCUCCUGCCAGAGACUCAGAUAAGCCUGAAACACCACCUGCAGUAAAUGUGCCUGGGCCUGUCCUUGUCGGACCCAUAUCGGGACCUGGCCUGGGCAGACCAUUUGUAAGAACAGAUUCCAUUGGAGAAAGACUUGGAAGAUACAAUAGCUCCGAACCACCCAUAGUAACUGACGAGAUCGAAGAUCUAAACCUCUGGUGGGCAGCGUGGAACACCUGGUAUAGAAUCGGAUCUGAAAGCACUAAGCCUCCUGCUACGUUUGAUAAGCUAACCUUUAUCCCCAGCCAGCCUUUUCUUACAGCUCUAAUUCAGAUAUUUCCAGCUCUUUACCAACAUAUUAAAACUGGUUUCAACAUGGACGACUUGCAAAAGUUGGGAGUCAUAUUACACAGUGCCGUUUCGGUCCCGAUAAGCUCAGACGCAUCCCCUUUCAUCCUCCCAUCUUACACGGAAGCAGUUCUGACAAGUUUACAGGAAGCUGUGCUUACAGCUUUAGAUGUUCUUCAGAAGGCUAUCUGUGUAGGACCAGAAAACAUGCAGAUAAUGUAUCCAGCUAUAUUUGAUCAAUUAUUGGCAUUUGUAGAAUUUUCCUGUAAGCCUCCACAGUAUGGACAGCUGGAAACAAAGCACAUUGCAAAUGCAAAAUAUAAUCAGAUCCAACUAUUUGCACCGGCGGAAUGGGUAGCCUUGAAUUAUGUGCCAUUUGCUGAGAGGUCUUUAGAAGUAGUUGUGGAUUUAUACCAAAAAACAGCCUGUCAUAAAGCAGUGGUGAAUGAGAAAGUACUCCAGAAUAUUAUUAAGACUCUUAGGGUUCCCCUCAGUUUGAAGUAUUCUUGCCCUUCUGAAAGCACAUGGAAGUUAGCAGUAUCUUCUCUCCUCAAAGUCCUUUCCAUCGGGCUUCCUGUUGCCCGGCAACAUGCUUCUUCUGGAAAAUUCGACAGUAUGUGGCCAGAACUAGCCAACACUUUGGAAGACUUCCUCUUUACUAAAAGCAUACCUCCAGAUAAUCUGUCUAUUCAAGAAUUUCAAAGAAAUGAAAGUAUUGAUGUUGAGGUAGUUCAGCUUAUUAGCACUGAGAUACUACCUUAUGCCAAUUUUAUUCCUAAGGAAUUUGUUGGUCAGAUUAUGACUAUGCUUAAUAAGGGCUCAAUACACUCUCAGUCAUCUUCAUUUACAGAAGCAGAGAUUGAUAUUCGCUUGAGAGAGGAAUUUUCUAAAAUGUGUUUUGAAACAUUGCUCCAGUUUUCCUUCAGUAAUAAAGUCACAACGCCCCAGGAGGGUUACAUCUCGCGGAUGGCACUCUCAGUGCUCCUCAAGCGGUCUCAGGACGUGCUGCACCGCUACAUAGAGGACGAGAGACUGAGCGGUAAAUGCCCUCUUCCAAGGCAACAAGUAACAGAAAUCAUAUUUGUUUUAAAAGCAGUUAGUACCCUCAUUGAUUCACUUAAGAAAACUCAGCCUGAGAAUGUUGAUGGAAAUACUUGGGCACAAGUAAUUGCCUUAUACCCGACGUUAGUAGAAUGCAUCACCUGCUCAUCUUCAGAAGUCUGCUCUGCACUGAAGGAGGCACUCGUUCCCUUUAAGGAUUUCAUGCAGCCACCAGCAUCCAAAGUUCAAAAUGGAGAAUCUUGACCAUCUACAGUAAAUGUAAAGAAGAAAACUAUCUAAAGAAUGUUUGCUCCAAAGUGAGUCUUGUGAGGACAUUUCUUUUGACAAAUGAUUCUUGGCAGCUCUUGUUGGCCUCCUUUAAAUUGUCCUUAUCUAAGUUCAGUAAUUCAUGUUAUAAGAUCACACAUCAGCGAAGCCUCCUGAAUGAGUCACGGUGCAAGUGUUGAAUAAAUGAACCUGAUGGAGGAAAGAGUUACUAUCCCAACAUACCUGCUGUCGUGUCUUCAAUUGGUGAUUUAAAAGUGAGCUUAUGUACAGUUUGUGGUGUCCGUGUUAAAGAUGUACUUUUUAAAAAGAAAGAAAAGAGAUUUCAUUCAGUCAGAUUUGUUAGGCUGGUGUUUUUGCACCCUUUUUCAAGUACAAAAUUGUACUAAAAUUUUAUGCAAGAUGGUACUGUAACAUUCCAUAUUAUCAAUAACCAGCCUUUGUAAACAAAGGGAACGGAUAUUCUUGUGUGUAUAAUAAAUGGUACAGUUCUGUAAAAAUAGUCGCACUUAUUAUUUAAGAUUUUUAAAUAUUGAUGAUGUUAAAUGCUUGAAGCUGUAUUUAUUAUUAAUACAAAAUUGUUUGCUUACAUUUUUACUUAUAAUUUGUCUUCUUAAUUGGCAGAUAGGCUCACCAUAUGAUCAUGCCGUUUAGCUGAAUGCUUAAUUUAAAUGUAUUUACUAGUGACUACUAAACAUCUUAGAAGAAAGGUCAUGUGAACACAGCAGCAAUAGCUUAUAAUUUGCUGGUUUUGCAACUUUGAAGUGUAGGCUAUUAACUUAAACAUUGAGAUAUAUUGUAGCUCUGUGACUCCAUUAUACCUCAUUUCUUUAAAUAUCUUUCCCAGCUUUCACAUAAGUAUGUCUGUUUUUAUAUUUGCUGUCUGGAUUUUAAAGACUUUUCAUAUUUUAUAUUUCUAUCAAUUCCUCCCCCACCCCACCCCACUCUGACUAGCCAUAUUUAUCACUAGGAAUUGCAACCCAGGCAAGAUGAUUUCAGACUUCCUAAAAACUUUGCCUGUGAGGUUUUGUUCAUUUUAGUCCUUCAUUUGUAAUGUUUUCUCCAGAAGAAAAAUAACUAUACUAACCCACAAAUAGAAAAUGUGUCUGUAUUCUAAAACAAUGAAGAGUGUAUUUUUGGAGGUAGUGAAGCAUUCAGAAGUACAGUAAACUUUGUCAUGGAGUAAAAUGCUAAUUUUGUUUCAUUUCCUACCCUAGUGAAGAUGAAGUGUGCUCUUGAGUACUUUUGCUUAAUUGUUUCAUAAAAAACUGACAAGGCUCACUAUAUUCUUUUUUUAUUUAAUGGAUUCUGAUACGCUUUUUUUCUUUUGAGUUGAAUUUUUAUAGUCAUUUAUGUGAAGAUCUAAGGAUGUUUAAAAUAAUUACUAUUCAUAAGAAAUCAUCGUUUCAGUAUUAUUUUAGUGUGCUGGGAUGCCUUUUAACAUCAUUUAUAAGUUUCAGUCUUUCCAGAACAAUUGUGAAAUUAUGAGAAGAUAUUAGAACUGAGUAGUGAAUGAGCUAUACUGUUGAGGCCACUAGAAUUGUGUAAUUAUUUAUUUGCACUACUCUCUGUAAACAUGUAAGUCUUUUUUGAGAUGAUAUUAUUUUUAUUCACAUAAAUUAAUGAAUUUCUACUUUAUAAUUUUGUCCAAAAUUAAGAUAAAAUAUGGUAUUACCUAAAUUCUAUCUUAAACAUUUUCCUUAAAGUUGUGAAAAAAAUCCUCCAGACUGUGUAUUAAGUUUAUUUUGAAUAUGUCAGAUUGUGGUUUAGAAAAAAACAUUGCAUAGCACUGAAUAACAUUGAAGUAGAAUAACAGGGGUAGUGUACCAUUUUGGUAACAUGUUAAAAAUACUGCUAUGAAUUUACACAAAGUGAAACUAUAAUCUAUUUUUGAAAAAUAACAUGAAUUGCAAUCAAAUAAUUGUCCUUCACUGAAAUGAGUGGUCAUUAAAUGAGUCAAGGGUAUGUGACA
Molecule: messenger RNA, 7589 nt
Organism: Sorex araneus (European shrew)
Lineage: Eukaryota; Metazoa; Chordata; Mammalia; Eulipotyphla; Soricidae
Gene: MON2
Product: MON2 homolog, regulator of endosome-to-Golgi trafficking
Exons: 35
Coding region: 437-5596 (1719 amino acids)
Source: RefSeq, a predicted model, not a curated record